UCUCGUUUGAGUUUUUGAGGAGUGUCUGCUAGAGUGUGAAUGUGUUUCUAUAAAAAACAGUGAUGAUCCUGAUGAAUCACAGUGUUAAGUGUAGUAAAUUAGUUAGUUUACAAUAAUUUGUGUCAAGUGUUCACCAAAUGAUUAUUUAUUAAGGAUUUAACUCGAUAAGACUUAACCGUUAGUAAUAGGAUGUCGGCAGCUCAUCUAUAUCCAAUAUGGCUUCUGGCCGCCGGUGUGUGUUCGUUGGUGUUGGCUCAGCAGAGUCUGUUGGGGGGAAACUCGGGGGGACAGAACCCCUGCUCCAUUAAGCAGACCUGUCGUGACUGUAUACAGACGCCCAGUUGUGCGUGGUGUUCCCAGCCUGAUUUUGGAGACGGCAAACGCUGUUUUCAACCCGGCUCUCCUGUUAGCAAACAGUGUCAGUCCAAAUACAUCCACAAUCCUCAGAACGAGUUGGCAAUACUGAUUGCCAAAAACCUGACCAAGUCGUCGGCUGGCAUAGGAGGUGGUGCCUAUGGAUCAUCGGGGUCCUCUUUCUUUUCAUCUUCCUCUUCGUCUUCCUCUUCCUCUUCCUCAUCUUCGUCGAGCAGUCAUCACCAGGAGGUCGUGCAGAUAUAUCCGCAAAAGUUGGACCUCAAAUUGAGGCUUAACAAGAUGGAAAAAGUCACUUUCUACUACGAGCAAGCGGAAGACUACCCUGUUGACCUGUACUACCUUAUGGAUUUGUCGCAAUCGAUGAAGGACGACAAAGACAACUUGUCGAAAUUGGGAGAUCAGCUGGCGUCCAACAUGCGUGGCAUCACUUCGAAUUUCAGACUUGGUUUUGGAAGUUUCGUUGAUAAAGUUGUGAUGCCCUAUGUUAGCACUGUACCUGCCAACCUAAUUGAACCCUGCUCUAAAUGUGAGGCUCCAUACGGAUUCCAGAAUGUUAUGUCUCUUAGUACCAACACAAGUAGAUUCUCUGGUGAAGUAAGGGACGCAGCAGUAUCUGGUAACCUGGACGCUCCAGAGGGAGGCUUCGAUGCGAUCAUGCAGGCAGUGGUGUGUAGGAAGGAGAUAGGUUGGAGAGAGAAGGCCAGGCGGCUGUUGGUGUUCUCAACAGAUGCUGGAUUCCAUUAUGCAGGAGACGGAAAGCUGGGAGGUAUCGUGAAACCGAACGACGGCGAAUGUCACCUGGACUCGAAGGGCCUCUACACACAUUCCACCUUCCAGGACUACCCGUCCAUCUCACAGGUGAACCUUAAGGUGAAGCAGAACUCCAUCAAUGUGAUCUUUGCUGUGACAGCCGAGGAGCACGACAUCUACGAGCGACUCAGCAAGCACAUAGAGGGCUCUUCGUCCGGCAAGCUCAGCAACGACUCCUCCAAUGUCGUACAUCUCGUCAGGGAACAGUAUGAGAAAAUCUCGUCGUCAGUGGAAAUGAAGGACACAGCGUCCAGUGCAGUGAAAGUGUCCUACUUCUCCAAGUGUCUCAAUUCGUCCGAUCUCAGUCAGACUAAUAAAUGCGAUGGACUCAAGGUUGGCACACGAGUGCAAUUCGAGGCCCACGUGGAGCUGAAGGAAUGCCCGAAGAACCCCAAGGACUGGAAGCAGACGUUCAACAUCUACCCGGUCGGAAUCAACGAGACUCUCACCAUCAAUCUGGAGAUGCUGUGUGACUGUCCCUGCGAACAUCCCGGCCAUGAAUGGUACGAGGAUUACUCGCCGCACUGCUCGGGCGCAGGCACUUAUAAGUGCGGCGUGUGUGAGUGUGACGAGUCGCACUUUGGCCGCAAGUGUGAGUGCGACACCAACAACCUGAGGGCGGGGGCCGGUGAUGACCUCACUGCUGGCUGUCGGCCCGACAACACCACUCAUGUUGACUGCUCCGGCCGCGGAAUGUGUGUCUGCGGCCAGUGCGAGUGUGAGCAACGACCCAAUCCUGAAGAGCAAAUCACAGGUGCUUUCUGCGAAUGCGACAACUUCUCGUGUGACCGUCACAACGGAGUGCUGUGUUCGGGACCCGAGCAGGGCACCUGCGAAUGUGGGACAUGUGUCUGCAAGCCAGGAUGGACUCACGGCUCCAUAGGGCAAGCGUGCGACUGCAGCACAAGCAGUGACAUGUGUAUGGCGCCUGGAGGCAACGGCGAAGUUUGUUCUGGAAGAGGACAGUGCGAGUGUGGACAGUGCAAGUGUAACAAAGAGGAAGAAACUGGAAGAACUUACACCGGACAGUUCUGUGAGAGAUGCACUACUUGCCCUGGGCGUUGUAUGGAACUGAGAGAUUGUGUAAUGUGCAGAGCUUACAAGACUGGACCACUGUCUGAAGAGGAAUGUGCAGCUAACUGUACUCAUUUCGAGCUUAUACUAGUCGACGAAGUCAAGUUGGACGAAGAGAAAGACGAAAGUAUUUGUGUAUUUGAUGAUGAAGACGACUGUCGGUUUGAGUUUGUGUAUUGGUACAACCGCACCAGUAUUGUGGUCGAGGCCCAGAAGGAGCGCCAAUGUCCGCCCCAAGUCUUCAUUCUAGGAAUUGUGCUGGGUGUGAUAGGAGCUAUAGUUCUUAUAGGAUUGGCACUGCUACUCUUAUGGAAGCUUUUGACUACCAUUCAUGACAGGAGAGAAUUCGCCAAAUUCGAAAAGGAAAGAACACUUGCUAAAUGGGAUACGGGUGAAAAUCCAAUCUACAAGCAGGCCACUUCUACGUUCAAGAAUCCAACUUAUGCUGGGAAGUAAAAUUUGCAAAAAUAAUCAGUUUCAAGCCGGAUAUUGUAGUAUUUCUCCAAUUUUUAACUCAGGAAUUGAACACUGGUUAACGAUACUUUUCACAAAUUUUGAGCUUGAAACCCUGAUAUUCAAACUCUGAAACUUGAAUAUUGUAUACAAUACAAGUUUUCAAAUCUUGAGUUUAAAUUUCAAAAGUUAAAACUCGGAAAUUUGAAUUAAUGUGAACGUUGGUAGUUCGCGAAUUUUCUCUUUGAUGUCAAUAUUUUGAAAUCGAAUAAAGUUUAACGAUCUUUAGUUUUAAAAUCUUGAUUUUUAAAUUCAAAACUCUGAAAUUCAGCUUGAGGUUAACUAUAUAAGAAAAUAUUAAUAUUGUUCCUAAUGUAUUGUCCGUUUAUGCACUAUUAUCAUUAUUCUACAUCAUAUUAGAUAGAAUUUUAAAAAUACGUAGGUAACCCUGAAUACAUACAUUCAAGUAGAUAAAAUUUAUUAUUUAAUAUUAUUAAGUACAAAAAUGUCAAUGACAGCUGGAAACCAUAUAUUAUGAAAUCAUAUUGAUCGAUACAUUCAAAUCAAAUUGAAAACAAUACAAUGUAGACUUGAAUCAUAAAAAUAAUACACAAGCAAGAAAUACAUAAUAAGAUAUGAAUAACACAUAAACUCAAAAAUAACUUGUUUUCUCUGUGACAAAGCCAAUAAAUUCAAUUCAGUUUGAAGCAUAUCUUAUCUGUGAACAAAAUUUUAUACAAUUUUUAAUGAGUUUAGAAGAUAUAGAAAAACAAAUAACUAUUAAUUAUAAUUAUUGAAAUUACAUUAACUUGUUAUGAAAAAAAUAUUUUGAUUUAUUGAUAAAUAUUCAAUAUAGUGCCAUGUUAUUAUAUUAUCUUCUUCACAAUAUAUUAUUUACUGUAGAGAAAUAUGUAAAUUCAAUAUAUUUUUCAAUAUUUCAAUGAAAAAUUAAUUAUUACUCCUAAUAUUUGAUUGAUUUUUUAAUCUUCAUUGAUAAUAAUAUUCUGCAUAAACGGGCAAAAAACAAAAACUGUGGUGAACAUCAACAUUAAAAAAAAAAAUUGAUUUGAAAAUGAAUUAAUUAACCUGCCUUGUUAAGAAAAACAUUUGACUGCCGUCUUAUAUGUAUAUAAUCGUUGAAUAUUACAUAAUAUUUAUUAGGUGUAGAAUACUAAGACUUGGUUUUAACGUAGAAAUGUUAAGAUUCAUGAAUCUAAACAAUCUGUAUUGUUUAUUUCACGAAUUGAAAAAUAUUUUGUUCAAAUUCAUGAAUUUGACGGAUUAAAAUUGAAAUUACACGAUUUUUAAUGAUGAAUUUUUCAUGAAUUUUAACAAACAUUGUGUGAGUCUUUUAAUUAGUUUUAACUAAGUGUAUGGUCCGGUUGCACAAAAGCUGGUUAAAUUCUAACAGUGAUCAAUUUCACGAGAACUAAUCAGAUACGGUUUUUUUCUGAUAAGUCGGCUUCUCUGAUUGGUUCUCGUGGAAUUAAUCACGAUUAAAAUUUAACCGGAUUUUGUGCAACCGGCAAUCAAUGUUUGAAAUGAAUAUUUAUAACACUUAUAGAUCAGAUAAUGCUUCAUGAAAAAUAUUUAUCAAAAUACUAGAAUGCAAAAGUGGAUUAUAUAAAAAAUAUAUUUAGAAAUACAUUUAUGGUAGCUUAUUAACUCAACGUAGGUGUUUUGAAACUUUAUUUUAAAUCCUAACAAUUUACUCUAUCAAACACAAACUUUAUUGAAUUUUAAAACUAUAUUUUUUUUUAAAUUUAAUUAUUUUGAAUUUUGAUAUUGUCAACAUCAAAAGUGUUCAUGUGUUUUGAUUUAACUUUGGUUUAUUUUUUUAUUUUUGACAUAAUGUAACUUGAUUUCUUGAAACAAAUUUGACACAAAAUUCCAACUUUUACUUGAAAUUUUUGAUUCAAUUUUGUGAUUUUUCUAUUGGUAUUCAAUGUGGUAGCUUGUUCAGUUAAUAAUUUUAUAAUACAAAGAUUAUAUUAUAAUUAGAUAAUUUUAUUUCCACAGUUUCAUUGAAAACAGUCAUAAAUCUGGUGCCUUAUUGAUAAAAUAAUAAUGCCUUAAAAAGCUAUCUACUUACCAAAUAUUUGAUAAAAUUUUAGAAAUGUUGCAAAAUCGGCAAAAUUAUUUUUACAAGAACUUACUAUAGUUAUUUAAAGUGUUGCUAUUAUUACUGGCUGCUUUUUCUAGAAAUAGGGGAAUUCAGCUUUUUUGGAAAACCUAUAUUUUUGAAUACAUUAUAUUUCAAAAAAAAAAUUCAUUUUAUUAAUAUUUUGCAACUUAUGUUACUGUCUUUAUCUUGAAAUAAUUUUUAUCCAUAUUUUGAAUCAUCAAAUAAAUACCUAUAAUUUUAUUGUCAUAGAUCAUUUAUGAGCAACGUCAAAUUUUCAAGUUGUGCUACAAUCUAAAAUGAAGUCGUAUAUUAUCUAACAAUAUUACUGUUUUUAUCUGUUUUAUCAUCUUGUAAUUUUUAGUUUGUUAUCGAUAAUAUUAUAUUGGUGUGGAAUAUCCAAUGCUUCAAUCAAGAUAACUUUAAUUUAAAAAUCAAAUUUAAUUUGAAAUUUUUUUCACUUAUAUUCAGAAAUAUUUUUAAAAUAUUGAAACCUAAAUUAAAUAUUAUUCAAAACAUAAACUAAUGGAAGUUGAACUUAUAUCACAGCAUGUAUUGAUUCUUACAUUUUAUUAUCGGUUUUUCGAAAGAUUUCACAAAAUUUAUUAUAAGUUUAUUUUACAGUAGAACCUUGAUAAUCUGUCCCCUAUAGGACUGAGGGCAAGGCCGGAUCACCAGAAAGGACGGAUAAGCGAAAAACUAAUUUAUUUAAAUCAAAACUAGUUUAAUAACUCAAUAUUAUAUCGUUACAAGUGGUAAUUGAGUGGAAUAUUUCCAAUUUAUUGAUUUAUUUGAGCCAUCUAAAUUCAAAAUUUAUAGUUUCCAUCUUUAUUUUGGACUAAAAUUUUAUAGAAAUUGUACAUAUGAACUUCUAACCUUAUAUUGGACUGUGUAACCACCUAUGUAUUUGCAAGAAAAAUAGCUCAAGAACUAAAUUAUUAUGUUAUCUACCAAUGUAAAUAACAUAUGUGUCAUUUGUAUCGUAAAUAGAUAAAUAAAAUUGAGGCGCUUAACAACAAGGAAAAGAAGAAGUACAAGAACAGUAACAGAAAGAUGGAGAAAAAUAAGACAGAAGAGUAGAAGAAGAAGAAGAAGAAGAAGAAGAAGAAGAAGAAGAAGAAGAAGAAGAAGAAGAAGAAGAGAAGAAGAAGAAGAAUAUAUAUAUAUAUAUAUAUAUAUAUAUAUAUAUAAUAUAUAUAUAUAUAUAUAUAUAUAUAUAUAGACUUUAUCUGUAUUUUUACAGAACUGGUAAGUUAUAGAUAUAAAAAGCUUGGCAUCAGCUGAUUAAAAGUGAAUUGCUCAUGUUCGUGGCGCGUAUAUCUGUACGCACCUUAACAUUCUUCAAUUACACACUCAAUUUACAAUUCAAAACACACAAGAAUCAUUUUUAAAUUGAAAAAAUACUUCUAAAUUUGAUUUAAUCAAUUACAAAUAUUCAGAGAACUCCAACUUUGAAAAACUAUAAAUUUUUGAAACCGAAAAAAACACAUGAUUGAGAUGAUGAUGAAAAAUUGGAAUUACAAGAAUAAGUAGAGAAAGCCUAGUGACCCGACGUAGUUAUCUGGUCGGAUUAGAAGGAGUCGGAUUAUCGAUGGUCUACUGAAAAAUGAAUAUUAUUGUUGUUUGUUUCAAUAAUUAAUUUUCGGUUGUGUGUUAUGUUAAUUUCUAGAAUUAUUUGUUAAAAUAAUAUAUGUAUGUUAUUUGGAUCAAUUUAUUAAUAUUAUUUUAAUAGUUUGAGAUGAUUAAAAAUUAGAAUAAUUAUAAUCAUAGUUAUCAUAUUUUAGGGUUAGAAUAAUGUAGAUGUCAAGGUGCACUAUAAGUCUAAAUUCAUGUGUAUUCUAAUCAUAAAAAGUUAAGUAACGUAUUAACGGAUAAUUGAUAAUGGGUUAUAUUUGAAAAAAUUCAAAUUUGAGUUCAUUGUAAAGCACGGCAAAUUUUGUAGUUUGUAAAAAACUGACAUUUCUGAAGAGAUAAUCGAUAAUGUAUAGUGAUAUCCACUUAAAGGUGUCAGUAUUAUUAGAAUGGCAAGGAUUAAUUUUAUCUGAAGGUAAUGCUUAACAGGUAAUUUCACUGGUGACACAAUGAAAAAUUUAAAUUGAAAAUAAUUUCAAAAUUAGCAAAGUUAUUAAAAAAAAAGUAGUUUAUUUAGGUGGUUUAUCAAAUUCAAACACUUUAGUCAAUAUUGGAAAAGAAGAUUUUAAUAUGGAUCUCGAGGAUUUUUUAUAUUAGGAAAGAAAUCAAAAUAUAGCCCAUUAAAAUUAUUGACUAAAACCAUUGUUUUUCAUUAACUUAUAUUUUAGUUACUUCUCUAAAUCUUUAAAGAUUGAACGGAUUGGUUUACUUACGGUAUAAAAAUUAUUAUAUGAAUAAUUUGAAGCUUAACAUAAUAAUUAUUAUUUGUUCUAUAGCUGCUAUUUUUGUAUAUAUAGUUGUAUUAAUUUUCGUGUAAAUGUUUUUAUUUUCUAAUUGUCUGUGACGAAUAUAACACUAUACUAUUAAAUUAAAUCAACUUUU
Molecule: messenger RNA, 7348 nt
Organism: Nilaparvata lugens (brown planthopper)
Lineage: Eukaryota; Metazoa; Arthropoda; Insecta; Hemiptera; Delphacidae
Gene: mys
Product: integrin beta-PS
Exons: 16
Coding region: 190-2715 (841 amino acids)
Biological process (GO): cell-matrix adhesion; cell adhesion mediated by integrin; integrin-mediated signaling pathway
Cellular component (GO): integrin complex; focal adhesion; cell surface
Molecular function (GO): integrin binding
Source: RefSeq, a predicted model, not a curated record